AUGAACCGCAUAAACAAGCGAACCCGUAGCAAGGCGCCAAAAUCUCGACUGGGCUGUUCGCGGUGCAAGAGUAGACGGAUUAAGUGCGAUGAGACCCGUCCGGCGUGUCAAAACUGCAUAAAAAUUGGGUGCUCGUGUCCCGGGUUUCAACAGGUAUUGCGCUGGUCAACAAAAGAAAUACCUGCCGAUCAGUCGAGGGGGCUUGACAGUCUGCUAUCUGCAGACCAAACAAAUGGAGAUGAUGAUAGCAGCCAAAUGAGCCAAGGCAUCAAUAUUGCAAGCGCCCCGAAUGCUUCACACGACGGACUUGAUGACUUGGCUGUUGACCCUAGUCUUCCCUGGCUGCCUCGGCUUCCUACACCUCUUCAAACUACCGCCAUUGAGUCCGGCGUGCGUCCAGAUGCCGGUGAUACGUGGGACACAAGUGUAAACCCAGCAUCUGGCAUUCCUGACUCACAGUAUAGAGCUCCUGCCCAUCUACCAACGGAACUGAUUGAACAUUGGUUUUGUCAUACUAGCUACAAUCGCCAACUGGCUUGGAACUCAUGGAGCACAUCGAAGGCUGUUUUCUAUACCAUACAAGCGAUGUCCGCCGCUCGCCUUUCGGUCAGCACGCCGCAGUUUCGGUACAUCGAGCGGUCGCUGAGAUCCCAGGCUGCGAUGGCCAUUGAUGAGGCAAUUUAUCUAGUGCGCAAUUCACAGUCACCAAAGGUGACGUCUGACCUUGUCUACGCGGUUUUUACAUUAGGCAAUUCGUGGAAUUGCACCACGUCGACCGUAUCAAACUAUCCAUGGCUGGAGUCUGCCCGCGAAUUACUUUCUAUAUGGGGAACGCAACUAUCCUGCUCAGACACAGCAUUACAUGCGUACUUUAGCCAAGCUUUGGGUUACUGGGAAAUGCUCCUGGCCGCAGCGGGGCGCGGUUCAGUUCCUUUGAGAUUGGAGAGUAAGAGGCGACACUACCAUGUUAGGCUUUACCAAGGGCUGCAACUUUCAGGUUCCAACGCGAAUGGUACCUCCUCCGAGAUAUUACCAAAUGAUCCAGAGCAAAGCCUCCUGGGGACCAGACCCAACUCAUGGUCCGGCAUUUCCAAUGAGGUUAUUGAUGUUUUUGGUCAUGUCUUGGCGUUGUGCUGUAAUAUGAGUCGCCACAGCAAGAACACAGGGAGCUUCACGACUGUCAUGGCGAGCGAAAUGCUCUGUGACUUAUCUAUCGCGCACGACUUACAAAGACAGUUAUUGGCUAUGGAUUUUGAAACCCUGGUUCUCAUGGACGAAAUCCAAGGGUUUCCCGUCCAGACGGGGGAUGACAAUACACCCAUCGGUCAUCUGUUGCAAACUGCAGAAGCAUAUCGACAAGCCGCCUUGUUACAGUUACACCUUGCGUUCAGUGAUCUUCCGAUGGUAUCACGAGAAGCGUAUCACGGCUUCUCAGGGAUAUUACCUACCGAUGGAACAGACAACACAGUCGAGAACCAGCAAUCUCGAGCGACGUAUCUCCUUUCAUUGACCCUAGACCUUGUUGCCCUGCUCCAUCAAAUACCUCCCCAAUCGGGCUCGAGGUCUAUCCAUUUGAUGUUGUAUCUCUCCGCAGCCACGGGCCUCAGAUUUGAAACCAUGUUGGAACCGGGGCGCAUCCCCAACGCGGAUGACACCACGGAUUCAGUCAUUCCACGGUCAACCAUGGAGGUAUCCAGAUCAAGAGAUCUUGUCCUAACGCGACUCAGUAGUCUCCAACAGACGCUACCACACAGACGAAUGGAGGAAACAGUACAGUUUGUGAGAGAUAUAUGGAGGCAGUAUGAUGAUCAGGAGUCACAAUGUCUUAGUAUUGCUCAUUGGCUGGAUACUAUCACGGAGAAAGGAUUAGUUGUAACGUUAUGGUAG
This is a messenger RNA of Aspergillus pseudonomiae, 1887 nucleotides long. Its product is annotated as Zn(II)2Cys6 transcription factor. The transcript is spliced from 6 exons. The coding region runs from base 1 to 1887 and encodes 628 amino acids. Gene Ontology annotation, molecular function: DNA-binding transcription factor activity, RNA polymerase II-specific; zinc ion binding; transcription cis-regulatory region binding. Gene Ontology annotation, biological process: positive regulation of transcription by RNA polymerase II. NCBI's taxonomy places the organism in Eukaryota, Fungi, Ascomycota, Eurotiomycetes, Eurotiales, Aspergillaceae. The record is from RefSeq and is a predicted model, not a curated record. Gene Ontology annotation, cellular component: nucleus.